AGAAAGACAUGAUGCGGCUCAUAAAUCUUGCGGUUUUGCUACUUGGUGUGUCUUUUAGUAAAACUAAUGGUCAACGAUGUGGCAUGGACAUCUUUGUCCUCCUAGAUUUCAGCUCCAGCAUGUCAUACGCAACAAAAUCACAUAUUGUAGGAGGUAUUCAGCCAAUGAUCAACAAAAUAGAAGAAAUAUCAGGAAUUGGUGACGGUCCUUAUGAAUCUAUGGUUGGAAUACUGCAGUAUGGAAGAGUAGGUCACGGAUAUGACAUAAGUAUUCCUGUCCCCCUGGAUAUGACUCAGAACUAUGCGACUGUUUCCAGUCAAGCAGCAUCCAUAAGUGCUUUUGAUUACAAAGGAGAUCAUACGAGGACAGAUCAAGCUAUUUUUAGAGCCCUUAUUGAACUGCUAUCAAAAGGUCGCCCGGGUAUAAGAAAACUGAUUGUUUUAUGCACAGAUGGUGCCACCUAUCCACAAAAGCAUCGACCAUAUACACUUUACUAUGCCGAGCUUGCAAAAUCUCGCUACAACAUCCCGAUAUUUGUGUGUGAGGUACCUAACGAUUAUGGGGAAUUUGCUACAGCCUCUAAUGAGGAUAUGAAAGGAGAGAUUUCAGCAAUUGUACAUCCCUACCCAGACCGCCACUAUUCAGGUGGAGAAACAUUGGAAACCAUUGUAACGGAACUGUUCACAUAUGAUGGAGGAAAUUAUCCAAAUCUCGGGUUUUCAAGGUCUUGUCCCCCAAAUAUAUGUCCAUAUGGGUACACAUUCCUUUCUUAUGAUUGUACAACAUGUGGUUUGACGACUGGCUGUGUGAAAGUGUAUGAUACAGUUGAUAUGCAGAGGAAUUGGGAAGGUGCUGAAGCCUUUUGUAAUGAUGAAGGUGCAAAAUUGUUUCGCUGGACUAACCUUAACUGCUACAAUGCUCUCAAUCUACAUUUACGAUCAUUUGGGUAUACCAACUCUAUGCUGUUCUGGUCAUGUGGAACAACCCCUUAUCCUCCAUACCAAUUUACAUGUGGUGGAGGUAAUAAUCCUUGUAUCGAAACUACGACUGAACCAGAUCUCGAAGGAAAUGGUAAAAAAGACAAUUGCGUUAUUCUCCACCACAAAAGUAACCAGGAUACAGUACCCUUACCACAACCAUGCAAUGCACAAAAAUUUAUAAUAUGUCAAAGAGGUUUUAUAUAGACCAGAUAGAAGAUUUUACAUUUAAUGAUGAAGAUGUGCGGAUGCUGACAGUGUAGUGUUUAUGAUUAAAAAAUAUAUUAAUAUUUAUGUUAAAAAAUCAAUACC
Messenger RNA from Owenia fusiformis, 1289 nucleotides. The record is from the annotation of a GenBank genome assembly. NCBI's taxonomy places the organism in Eukaryota, Metazoa, Annelida, Polychaeta, Sabellida, Oweniidae.